Messenger RNA from Sodiomyces alkalinus F11, 654 nucleotides. RefSeq lists its product as hypothetical. The transcript is spliced from 6 exons. NCBI's taxonomy places the organism in Eukaryota, Fungi, Ascomycota, Sordariomycetes, Glomerellales, Plectosphaerellaceae. Bases 1 to 654 code for a protein of 217 amino acids. The record is from RefSeq and is a predicted model, not a curated record.
AUGGCGAACCAUCAUUUGACAUUCCAGGUUCCCACGAUUCGGAACAUGGCGCUGCCCAUUCAUGGCACGGCAGCCGGCCUUAAUUUGAAACCCAUCGAACAUCAGGAGAAGUCUUCGACGUCAAACCACGUGCUGCAAAGGCGACGGACCUUGGCUAGGGACGGCACCUACGUAGGUUAUCAUAAUCAAGGGCACCAUCACUCCCUUCGUCCCUACGGUUACCAGGUCAUAUUUGGAGACGCUAAUGGAGGAAAGAUGAGCGAGUCCAUUCUCCCUCCUCCCUGGAGGUCAGUCCUGGCAGGACCUCUUUCCGCCCGUCUUAUUAUUACGGAGUCACCAUCGUUUCUGCACGUCCCUCCCACCCUCUCUCCCAACCCUCCCAACCCUCCCAACCCUCCCAACCCUCCCAACUCCCAACCCCCCAUUCAUUGGCCUGGUACCUACCCCGUACCAUACCAAUACGAAAGUACGUUGUACCGCCCUGGCCUGAGAUUUUUACUUGUCCGGUCAUCAUCAACGACCGACAUCAGCAUCAAUCAGCUUUUUGAUUAUCACGCCACAAUCGUUUUCAACGCCCUCCACUUCAGCCCAACAACCGCCAUUUCGCCUUUCGAUACUGAACAGGCCGGCGUCGCCUCAUUUCUCUCCCGCUAG